This is a messenger RNA of Limanda limanda (common dab), 5082 nucleotides long. It is a transcript of the gene larp1b, whose product is annotated as La ribonucleoprotein 1B. Gene Ontology annotation, cellular component: cytosol; cytoplasmic stress granule. Gene Ontology annotation, molecular function: RNA cap binding. Gene Ontology annotation, biological process: positive regulation of translation; mRNA stabilization. Bases 444 to 3779 code for a protein of 1111 amino acids. NCBI's taxonomy places the organism in Eukaryota, Metazoa, Chordata, Actinopteri, Pleuronectiformes, Pleuronectidae. The transcript has 19 exons. The record is from RefSeq and is a predicted model, not a curated record.
GAGCAGGAGGCUGAACGAGCUGCGGACGCGUGGAAAGCGGAGGUCGCAGCUGAAGCUCGAGGAAAGUGCGUGAAACUCUUCGGUUCUGCGGGUCCGGGUCUGCGGGUCUCAUGGUGACACUCCCCCGGCUCCCUGCUACCCACUCCCCGGCUCCACAGCGUCCAUCCCGGCGCUAGAUCGCCACAUUCCGCCCGCGGACUCCUCCUGCACGCUCGCUAGCUUAGCUACCAGCUAGCUGCAGGAGCUAGUCGGCUAGCUGUUAGCUGUUAGCUAGCUGUUAGCUAGCGAGCUCCAGCCCCACGGAGAGAAGUUGUUUACCCCAAGUCGUGGAUGCGGUUCCCCCCCCCCCAGGCUGCCCACCACUUCUCCCCGGGACCCCAGGGCCAGGACCCCCGCGGCGGCACACUGGACUGAACCCUGCGAGCCGCUCGGGAACCAGCAGCAUGUCCGCAGAGGUCGAGAGCAGCCGGGUGGACUCCGGUGUGACAGCCGAGAAGAAGCUCCACCAGCCCGGGGAGCCGAGCCAGGAGCCUCCGAGCCCCGGGGAGCAGAGGAGCUCCGCCGGGCCGGAGGAGGAGCACCGCAGCCCCGCGGACACACACAGGAAGUGCCCCCCGGAGGAGAACGACAAGGAGAACGAGGAGGAGGUGAAGGAGGAGCAGGAGGUGGAGGAGAAGCGGACUGUGGUGGUGGAGGCUCCUCCGCCCAAAGUCAACCCGUGGACCAAGAGGACCACGGGCCGGGUGGCCAUCAGCUCCAUCAGCUCCAUCAGCUCCAACAGCCCCCAGGACAAAGAUCAACAAAACGCUCUGAAAGUCGUCCGGCCCAGCAAACCCAGGACGAGAAAGUCCAGCAAGUCGGGUGACUUCAGCGAUAUCACAAACUGGCCCACACCUGGGGAGCUGGCCAAAGAGCAGCAACAAAAUGUCCUGAACAACAACGGAAAGAAGCCGAACGUCUCUCGCAAGGAGAAGGAGGACGAGAAGCCGAGCGAGCGGCCGGAGAGCAGCCAGGACGGGGGGGAGAGCAAAGAGAACCAGGAGGCUCCGCCCGACCCGCUGGGGGGGGGGCUGCCCAGAGACGGAGAGUCCAAGACGGCUCCGGACGCCAAGAGCGCCGGCCUGAAGAAGAGAGGAGAGGGUAACAAACGUAAGUGGGUUUCUCUGCCGCUGGAGGACGGCGCCCGGGACGACGGCGGCGGCGGCGGAGACAAGGCGCCGAGUGGAGCCCCCACACGCUCGGACACGGACCCCAACAGCGACUCCCCCGACCCCACGUCGCCCAAUCACACGCUCCAUAAUAACAGGCCGCAUGAUAGCAGCAGGAGCUGGAGAAGCGGACCGCGGGAUUUCGGCGACGACGCCUCCAGCGUCCGAAGUGACAGCGGCAGCGUUCGCGGUGGAGUCCGAGGCCGAGGGAAAGGUCGUGGGCGCGGCAGAGGUCGUGGACGAGGUCGUUAUGAAUUCUCCCAGAACUUCAGAGACUCCCAGUCGUCCGACGGCAGUCAGGGCGACUUUGGCAACAACAUGGUUUACUAUUACGACGACGGCAGCAAGGUCCAGAUGUACACGGUGGAUGAGAAGCUCCUGAAGGAAUACAUCAAACGUCAAAUCGAGUACUACUUCAGCCUCCACAACCUGGAGCGGGACUUCUUCCUGAGGAGGAAGAUGGACGUGCAGGGCUUCCUCCCCAUCUCUCUGAUCGCCAGCUUCCACCGAGUCCAGGCGCUGACCACGGACGUCAGCCUCAUCGUGGAGGCCCUGAAGAACAGCACGGAGGUGGAGCUGGUGGACGGGAAGCUUCGCUGUAAAGUCGAGCCGGAGCGCUGGCCCAUCCUGGCCCCCCUCAUCGGGGAAUCCCCCCGGACCGACUUCUCUCAGCUCAUCAACUGCCCCGAGUUCGUUCCUCGCCAGACGCUGAGCUCCACCAACUCCGCUUCGUCGCCCGUGAAGGAGUCUCCUCCCGAGUCUCAGGACUCAGCCGAGGCCGACUCCUCGAGCCAAGAGGAGUCCCCGCCCACAGACGCCUCUGAAGAGGCCGCCGCCCCCAAGCCGGACCCCGACGCCUGGAUCCAGGUGGAGAAACGCCACAAGCAGCCGUCAGCGAAGCCAAAGGGCGACAGCAAGACGCCUCCCAGCAGCCAAGCUCCUCCCCUGGCCGAGCCCGUCCAGGAGGAGCUGGACUUCCUGUUCGACGAGGAAAUGGAGCAGAUGGCGCCCAGGAAAAACCAUUUCACCGACUGGUCCGACGAGGACAACUCGGACUACGAGCUGGACGACACAGACGUCAACAAGAUCCUCAUCGUCACCCAGACUCCGCCCCACAUGCGCAAACACCCGAGCGGCGACCGGACGGGCAACCACGAGUCCCGUGCCAAGCUCACCACCGACCUCGCCAAGGCCAUCAACGACGGGCUGUACUACUACGAACAGGACCUGUGGACGGGAGAGGAGCAGAUCGAGGUUAUCAAGCAGGAAGUGGAUAAUUUCAAGAAGCUGAGCGUCAUCAGUAAAGACGAGUUUGAAUCUCUCGCCCCCAAAGUGCCUGUGGACCCGAACCAGGAAGUCCCGCCUCCUCCGAUGCCAGUGGACAACGACACAGAACUGUCCCACUCUCUGCCCACCACGGUCCCAGAGUCGCCCAGCGCUCACGAGCCCCGGACCCCCAGGACGCCUCGCACCCCCGGACGCCACGACCCCAACAAGGCGCCGCGCUUCUUCCCGGUGAUGAAGGAGAGCGGCACCGUGGACGGACAGAUGUCGAGGAAGAAGAAGACCCGCCAUAGCUCCAACCCGCCACAGGAGGCGCACAUCGGCUGGGUGAUGGAUUCCCGUGAGCACCGGCCGCGCUCCACCUCCAUCAGCAGCUCCAACGCGUCUCCAUCAGAAGCGGCUCCGCUGCUGGGAAGCUACAGCUGCACCCCCCAGUCUCUGCCCAAGUUCUGGCAUCCGUCCCACGAGAUGCUGAGGGACAACGGCUUCACCCAGCAGGGCUACCACAAGUACCGCCGACGGUGCCUUAACGAGAGGAAACGCUCGGGAGUCGGUCAGUCGCAGGAGAUGAACACGCUGUUCAGGUUCUGGUCCUUUUUCCUGAGGGACAACUUCAACAGGAAGAUGUACGAGGAGUUCAAACAGUAUUCAGUGGAAGACGCCAAAGACAACUACAGGUAUGGACUGGAGUGUCUGUUCAGAUACUACAGCUACGGUUUAGAGAAGAGAUUCAGGUUAGAUCUGUUCAAGGACUUUCAAGAGGAGACGCUCCGAGACUUUGAGAAAGGUCAGCUCUACGGUCUGGAGAAGUUCUGGGCCUUCCUGAAAUACUCAAAGAUGAAGAACCAGCCCAUUGACCCCAAGCUGCAGGAACACCUCUCCCAGUUCAAGAACCUGGAGGACUUCAGGGUGGAUCCCCCGAUGGGAGAGGAGGGGGGCAGGAGGAGACGCCACUCGUCCUCGGCCGGGGACGAAGGGAGGCGUCGGCGACAUCCUUCCAACACUACCUCAAAGCCCACGCAGGCCUCCUCCAAAUCCUCCGGUGCUGCUGCCACCACCACCACCACCAACACCACCGCUGCUGCUGCUGCUGCACCGAACCCCCCCAAAGACAACGCCACGAAAUCCACCGCAGGAGCGAGCGCCCCGGCGAAGAAGGCGGAGUCCGGCGCCCCGGCGAAGAAGGCGGAGUCCAGCGCCCCGGCGAAGAAGGCGGAGUCCAGCGCCCCGGCGAAGAAGGCGGAGUCCGGCGCCGGGAAGAAGCCGAGCGCCGCACCAACUAAAUGAAGCUCCCUCCCCGGAGGCGCUGGUUUGGAUGGAAGCGAAGCGGAGCGGCUCUGAGAGUUUGCUCUUGUCAGCGGCAAACCGUCGGUAUGAAGAGAGGCUGGAGAGCGUGGUUGACUUCAUUUGAUUGUUUUUAUCAGUGCAUUUCAUUUUAAGGCAAGCAAGCAUAGGCAGCGAGCUUGAAUCUGUGCAGCUCGUUUAUGUUUACAGAAAGAAAAAAAAAAUGCAUUCCCUGCAUUUUGCCUUUUGUUCUCUCAGAUGCCAAACUCUUCAACGCGCGUGUCGAUCUGCACGACCUGUCGACCGCUGUGGUCUGUGACCGGAUGUGUUGAACUGUGAUUCUAGUUUUGCCAAGAUAAGAGACGCAGCCGAUUGUCUUGUGUGCCUUAAAUCUGACUCACCAGGACGACUGGAGGACGAUUGGUGACCACAACUAAAAAAAAAAGUCCAAAUUCUGCUUUUUUUUAAAAAGUCUUCCCAGCUGAUUUAUUUUUGGGGUUUUAAUGUUUUUCAAAGUGACACCACUCACAUUUUUUCUAUUUUUUAUUUUUGUCAUGAGGCAUAAAUAUCUUCAUCGUCUUCAUCGUGACAAUCAAAGUCGACCUCUGCAGUCACACAGUUUCCGGGCAGCCCCUCCCCCCCCCCCUCGAGGCUGCUGCUCCGGGACAGAUGUGUCCUGAUGUUUUUCAGUCUGACUGACAGACAUCACAGCUGAAACCAUCACAUCGGAUUUUAAUUAAUUUAAUUAAAAACCUGGAAACAUUUUUAAAAUUCAUCUGGGGAGCUUUACUUACUUUAAGUCCCAUUUUACACCCAGAGGUAGAAUAAUUUAUUGUUUUGUUUUUAUUUUAACUUUUACUUGAUUGAUGAAAUAGUCUUAGGUAAUCGAUGCAGUUUUAAAUGGCUUUUGCUAUUGAAUAUGAUAUUAAAAAAAAAAAAAAAAAAGUUAAAUAUUUCUGCUGGAACUAUGGGUGUGAGCUAGCUUCAUAAAAAAAACUACAGUAUAUUUUAGCUUGAAGUUUACUUCAUAUAAUGUUUGAGGCUUAGUGCUCUAGAGCACUUUAAUCAUUAACUUUCCUUUACUUCAUCAGUGGACUUAAAGAGAGGAUUUAGAGUUGAAUUUAAAGAAAAAAAAAUGUAAAUACUAUAAAAAAUCAUUUGCUAUUCAGUUAUCCUUUUGAUUUUAAGAAGUGAUUUGUUUUAUCGGUAAUGUGGUUUUUUUGUUUUGAGUGUGUUUUAGGACAAAGCAAUGCAUGUCGAUGAAUUGUAAAAUGCAAAAAAAUAUAUAAAAUAACACUUGAUUGUA